Molecule: messenger RNA, 741 nt
Organism: Cajanus cajan (pigeon pea)
Lineage: Eukaryota; Viridiplantae; Streptophyta; Magnoliopsida; Fabales; Fabaceae
Source: RefSeq, a predicted model, not a curated record
AUGGGUAGUUGGGUUGGCUCAACAUGGAAAUGGGACCUCAAAUGGCGUAGAAUUUGGUUUGAAUGGGAACUACCCCAGUUUAGAGAUCAUGAACAUCUUCUCUCAAGAGUAAGUCUACAACAAGGAAGACAAGACACUAGUUAUUGGAUUCCAGGUUUGUCUGGGACCUUCUCAGUCAGGUCAGCAUACAAAGAGCUACAAACAUUAAGGGUAGAUUGCUCACAGAUUGAAAAGUUUAGUCAAAUCUGGGAUUUGCCUAUCCCUCCUAAGGCUGCCAUUUUUCUAUGGAGACUUUUUCAUAAUGCAUUACCUACUGCUAGUAACCUCUUGAGGAGGAACAUAGCACUGGAAGACAUUUCUUGCCCUUUCUGUCAUGCUCAACCUGAGACAAUCUCUCAUAUCCUCUUAACUUGCAAUGUAACACAUGCUGUAUGGAAUGAGUGUUUUCUUUGGUUGAAUACAACAACAGUUCUCCCAGAAGAUCCUGUAAUGCAUCUCAACUUUAUCCCAGCUGUUCUUGACUCAAAAGAAAAAACACAAAAAUGGAGGGUCAUAUGGUGUGCUAUUGCUUGGAAUAUUUGGAAUCAGAGAAAUGCAUGUGUAUUCAGGCACGAUCAGUUUGUUCAGCAAAAAUUAAUGAAGGAAAUCAUCCUCACAGCUUGGAAGUGGCUAAGGGUAAAACAAAACAAGUUCCAUAUCCCUUUCUACUUAUGGUCAAUCAACCCUGGCCUGUGCAUUUAA